Ictalurus furcatus (blue catfish) is the source of this 589-nucleotide messenger RNA. Its product is annotated as cytochrome c oxidase subunit 6A, mitochondrial. Gene Ontology annotation, cellular component: mitochondrial inner membrane. Gene Ontology annotation, biological process: mitochondrial electron transport, cytochrome c to oxygen. Bases 166 to 480 code for a protein of 104 amino acids. Gene Ontology annotation, molecular function: enzyme regulator activity. The record is from RefSeq and is a predicted model, not a curated record. The transcript has 4 exons. Lineage: Eukaryota; Metazoa; Chordata; Actinopteri; Siluriformes; Ictaluridae.
GCACCGGGGAGGAGUCUGAUAGUCAGGAGCAGGACAGACUGAAGGACAAACACUCAGACGAGACACAGAACAUACACCACGAGCCCAACAAUAACAACCAGAAAACAGAAGAAAAAGCAGACGAUCGUCUGAUCUUCUGACCAUCUGUCAGGACAUACGAAGGAAAUGGCUGCGUCUGCGUCGUCUGCGGUGGCUCGCCGCGUCCUCGCCGCUGCAUCGCACGGAGGCCACGAGGGAGGAGUUAAGACGUGGAGGAUCCUGACGUUCGUGCUGGCGUUACCAGGCGUGGCGGUGUGCAUGCUAAACGCUUACCUGAAGCACCAGGCUGGCUCCCACGAGCAGCCCGAGUUCGUCCCAUACCCUCACCUGCGCAUUCGCACCAAGCCGUGGCCGUGGGGUGACGGAAACCACUCGCUGUUCCACAACCCUCACACCAAUGCUCUGCCCACCGGCUAUGAGCACUCGCAUGACCACCACUGAGCAACAGCACCGCCCGGAGGCCACGUGUGGAACGGCGCAACCUAAACCUACUGCAUGAACAGAAAAGUUUAACCUUGACUGAAAUAAAAAUUUAAAAAACAUAACGGCA